Messenger RNA from Nymphalis io (European peacock), 753 nucleotides. RefSeq lists its product as uncharacterized. NCBI's taxonomy places the organism in Eukaryota, Metazoa, Arthropoda, Insecta, Lepidoptera, Nymphalidae. The coding region runs from base 1 to 753 and encodes 250 amino acids. The record is from RefSeq and is a predicted model, not a curated record. The transcript has 7 exons.
AUGGAGAAACAGGAUGAUGAUGAGGAGUUCGGAGCGGCUAUCACCAUCGGAUCGGAAACUACAGAAGCAGAGAAAGAGUUCGAAAGAAUCUUAGAACAGUUGCGAGAGGCCGAAGGUCUCAAACUAUAUGCCGAUGUGUACACUAAGCUCUACGAUUCGUAUUUCAAGAUGAAAGAAGAGAACGUCGCUCAUCAAGAAAAACUCACCAGUCUCAAGAACAGGCUGGCGCGAUACGACGCGAUGGUGUCAGAAUAUUUGACGGAGAUUUCCGACUCCUCUAAAACCGUCGACAGAUUAAGAGGAGAAAUCGAUGACGCUCGAGCACUCGCCGAUGCGAUGCACGCAAGGGAAUUAGCUAGCGUUGAAAGUUUGGAAACCAUGAAGAAGACAGUAGCCCGACUAGAGAAGGAACUCGAUGCACGGAAACGAGCUGGUGACGAUGAUGCCGGUGCAACGUCAGCGGUAAAAGAGAAAGAGAAGUUUGAAAAAGAAAAGGCACGUCUCCAGGGUGAAUUGGAUGGUGUUAAACAGAGGCUAACAAACGCGCUAAGUUACAUCGAAGAACUGGAUCAGAAGAACACUAUUGCUGAAGAGACGAUAGGGAAAAUGGAAGAGCAGUUAGAGCCAGACUCAGGACAAACAGACAUGUUCAUAAUAGAAAAAACAAGGAAAGACAAAGCUUUAUUGGCUAAUUUUGACACCAAUAUAUGGUAUAGUGAUGAAGAUCAUGGCGAAGAUGAUGAGGACAAUUGA